This is a messenger RNA of Temnothorax curvispinosus, 1760 nucleotides long. Its product is annotated as aminomethyltransferase, mitochondrial. Gene Ontology annotation, molecular function: protein binding; aminomethyltransferase activity. NCBI's taxonomy places the organism in Eukaryota, Metazoa, Arthropoda, Insecta, Hymenoptera, Formicidae. The record is from RefSeq and is a predicted model, not a curated record. Gene Ontology annotation, cellular component: mitochondrion. The transcript has 5 exons. Bases 52 to 1419 code for a protein of 455 amino acids. Gene Ontology annotation, biological process: glycine catabolic process.
CAGCCACGCUAUCCAAGUUAGUGAAUGAUAAAGCAUUGAGAAAGGAGCAUCAUGCUUCGUUUCGUCGCUCGCGGCAGAUUCAUCGUCUGUGACAAUCUCGAGAAAUGUUUAAACGCUUUGGGAGGCGUACGUGACACCUGCAGCGUCAUCACCGUAUCGAAGUUCAAGGAGAGACUUGGUGGUGGUUCGACGUCGCGUUCGAAUUGUUUGAUCGAUUCCGCGACACCUCGUGCAGCCGCCGAUGCGACUCGCCGGGAAAAUCGUCGGCUGUCAUCAACGUCGACUGUCAGUGAAGCCCGCAAGACGUGUCUUUACGAUCUUCACGUGGAAAAGCAAGGCAAAAUCGUCAAUUUUGCUGGAUGGCUACUGCCGGUACAAUAUCGAGAGACGAUUGCCGUAUCUCAUCUACACACCAGAUCGUUGGCGUCGCUCUUCGACGUCGGUCACAUGCUGCAAACGCGUGUUUCCGGUAAAGACGCCGGGGAAUAUUUGGAAUCGCUAACCACGUGCGAUCUCAAAAAUUUAAGCAAAGGUGCCGCGACUUUGACUGUCUUCACCAAUGAAAAGGGGGGAAUUUUAGACGAUCUCAUCAUCACUAAAGACGAUGAAGACAGAUACUUCGUGGUGUCUAACGCGGGUAGGCGGGACGAAGACAGUCAACUUCUUUUGGAACGUCAGGAUGAUUUCAAGAAAAUUAGCAAAAACGUGUAUAUCGACUUUUUGGAUCCCUUAGAGCAAGGUCUGAUAGCUCUUCAAGGUCCCACAGCGGCGACGGUCCUUCAAUCAUUAGUGAAAAUCGAUCUUCAAACCCUAAAGUUUAUGAAUAGUGUCAAAACCGAGGUGUCAGGAAGUCGUAUCAGAAUUUCGCGAUGUGGAUACACCGGAGAGGACGGCUUUGAGAUAUCGGUACCUGCGAAUGACGCGAUUGACUUAGUCGAAAGGAUCUUAGAGAUUCCUGACGUGAAGCUAGCCGGUUUAGGAGCCAGAGAUAGCUUAAGACUGGAGGCUGGACUAUGUCUAUACGGUCACGAUAUCAACGAGAACACUACACCAGUCGAAGCUGCCCUUACGUGGCUAGUCGCGAAACGACGGAGGGCCGAGGCGAACUUUCCAGGCGCGAAACGAAUACUUUCGCAGAUCAAGACGGGUACGACGAAGAAACGCGUCGGGCUGCUACUGGGUCAAGGACCACCUGCCAGGGAAGGCGCGCCCAUAUUGACGCCGGAAGGUGAACGUGUGGGCAGCGUCACUUCCGGUGGACCAAGCCCGACCCUGGGUCGGCCGAUCGCCAUGGGAUACAUGCCGCCGGAUUUGGCGCAAUUCGGCGGUGGGGUAUUGUUCGAGGUUCGAGGGAAAACGUACAAGGGUACCGUGACGAGAAUGCCCUUUGUGAAAGCGAAGUAUUACACCGCGAAAUGAUGCUGAUUUCGCGACGGAAAUUGCUCGAUCUCCGGCCAAUGCUACAAAAUGAUUAAUUGACAGCGACGAAUCGUUCAUAAAUUCGUCAAGCACGCGAACAAUUGGUUUAGGUUCGUUUGCUAACGCGAAUAAAUUGCGAUGAGUCGCAAAUGAUAUUUUAAUUGAUAGAUAAUUUUUAAAAAUUUCACUUGCACACUAGCUGAUCUUUAAAUUGAAUUAAUGUUGUCAAAUAAUUGGGCUCUUCGUCCAAAUUGAUCGUUAAAUAUUGUGGUAAUAUUAAAUAUAAUAUAAUAUAAUACCAAUCUUGUAAAAGAGAUUAGUAGAAAAAUUUAUAAGAUCAA